This is a messenger RNA of Mya arenaria, 1194 nucleotides long. RefSeq lists its product as uncharacterized. The coding region runs from base 1 to 1194 and encodes 397 amino acids. Lineage: Eukaryota; Metazoa; Mollusca; Bivalvia; Myida; Myidae. The transcript has a single exon. Gene Ontology annotation, molecular function: zinc ion binding; nucleic acid binding. The record is from RefSeq and is a predicted model, not a curated record.
AUGCUCGUUGCUGGAUUGGCAAGGUCAAACGAAAACUAUGAGAUUGCAUUGAGACUCCUUCAUGAGAGAUACGGAAAUCAACAAGAAAUUGUAGAUUUACAUUACAAAGCUCUGAUGAACGUACAUUCUCCUUUGAAUAAGGUGGAGAGCCUUAGAAGUUUCAUAGACACCACAGAAAAACACCUCAGAAGCUUAGAGGUACUUGGAGAAAAUGUCAAUCAACACGUGUUUGUGUCUAUGAUUCGAACCAAGUUGCCGGAGGAAGUACUACGUCAGCUCGAGUUCAACAAAGAAGCAAAGGCUGAAUGGACACUAACGAAGUUGAGAGAACAGUUGAAAAACUAUGUUGUUGCUUGUGAAAGAGCAGAUAAGAAAAAAGUAGAGUAUCAAAGUGUUACAAAAGUGAACCCUCUAAGCCAUGUGAAUGGAUUUAAACCACCUUACCGUUAUCCUCCUACUACUGGUGGGAAUCGAUAUUCCAACACAGUAAUGAAACAAAGUUCAGCUGAGUCAUUGUUUGCUAGUGAAAAAGCACAAAGAGUGAAAUCUGAAAAUAAACCAUAUGUGUGUAAAUAUUGUUCAAGGUCACAUUGGAGCGACGAGUGCACAGAAUAUAGAACAGUAGACGAGAGAAAGAGAAAAAUCAAAGGUUGUUGCUUCAAAUGUUUGAAAUCUGGACAUAUGGCCAAUGAGUGUAAAACAAGUAAAGCGUGCGUGUACUGUGGUGAAUUCAAUCAACAUCAUAGAAGCCUAUGCCUCAAGAAGUUCUCUACAAAAGGUGCUUCAACAAAAACCAACGUCAAUCUUACUGAAGAGGUAGGAGCUUGUGUAGAGGACAUGACAAAUUCUGGAGAGAAUGUUAUGGUUUCUGUCGGAGAAACAGUGUUCAUGCAAACUGCAACAACAGAAGUGAAAAAAGAUCUUACAAACACAGAUUAUGUCAAAACAAGAAUUCUUCUAGACUGUGGCUCUCAACGAACUUACAUAACCAAGUCUUUAGCAGAUAAGCUCGGUUUAAAGCCAAAGAAAACUGAAGAAUUAAAAGUUGUUACAUUUGGUAGCACUCAUUCAAAGAACAUCAAAACAGAGUUGACUACAUUGUAUUUGAAGUUGAAGAAUGGACAGUACAUUGAAAUCAAAGCAAACAUUGUCCCAGUGAUCAGUGGUAACAUUCAAAGGAAAACACGGCCAUGA